Molecule: messenger RNA, 3033 nt
Organism: Cephus cinctus (wheat stem sawfly)
Lineage: Eukaryota; Metazoa; Arthropoda; Insecta; Hymenoptera; Cephidae
Product: integrator complex subunit 12
Exons: 8
Coding region: 1115-1990 (291 amino acids)
Source: RefSeq, a predicted model, not a curated record
UAAACAUAACACUUGCGCAAGGUCAAUCCCCAGAACGUCCAUGCUGCAAAUUUCUAGCACUGUGACUCUUAGGACGAGUGGCGACUAAGAUCUUCCAAUAUAACGUAGAAAUAUGUGUAGCAACGGUUGUUGUGUCAGGGUACGCAGAAAGGCGGCUAUUGUCUGAUUUUCACUGUCAGGACGUUAGGGCAGCAUUCCUAAUAUUAGGCGACAGUUGACACAGUGAAAUUUGGCGACGGUUUAACAAUAGUCCUUAGUCCUGAAUACAGCGAGGUAACGUUACACUGGUAUUAUUGUAUUUGUCGCGGACGAGAGGAUUACACGCGAUCCGCCAUGACACGUUUUGCAGACGAGAAUUACGUUUACCAUAGAAACGCGACCUGCUGCUACGACGACUACGCUUCAUCCACAGACCGAUAAAUACUCUCGUUAAGAUUACUUCGAGCGUGUUACUACGCCAAAGCUAAUCUUUCUCUACUCCUUUGCUUUUAGCUACUCAAUUCCGAGAAUGAGACGCUGAGGAUCACUAAUCACUUACUGACAAUUUCCAGACGUGCUCAGUCAGUCUCCAUCUUGACUUUUUCCGCGCGCUCAAAUUCGAGAAUUUUGUCGAGAGUCCUAUUGUGUAUAAAGUUAGAAUCAAGGGUGACAGUGCGAGGGAAGAGAUGUGACGGGAAGGUUAUAGAGGUGGGAGUGAUAGAAGCUCACCUGAAAUGCCAAGAAUGGCGACAUAUUUUCAUCGAAUUCUUUGCCGGAGGCUUGAACCAGCCACGAACAACCCUGGUCCAUACGUGUAUGUAUAAAUACCUGUAAGAGCUCCAGGAUCUUCCUACGUGAACACAUCGUGCAUACGUACAUGUAAUGCUACCUGCAGGUACGUCGCCCUAUGAGGAUAUUGUCUAUUAAUAAACAAGAUGAAGAACAAUGGAGCAUCGCACCUUCCCAGGAAACAAUUGAGCUAUCGAAUGACGAAGUUAGCUGAUAAAUGUUUCCUUGACAUAUUCAGUUGAGACAUCGAUAGUCUAGACGGUUUCUCGUUCAUGAGAUUAUUUUCUUCUGUGUACAUAUAUAACAAGAGUCUUCUUCCUUUACGAUACGUGACAUAUUCGGUCUGAUGUACUCGUCGGACUUGGAUAAUUCAUCUGAUAUUGAGGAAGAGUUCAUUAGUGCGUUGACUUUGUUGCGGUCGACCGACGUUGACAGUGCGGAGAAGCUGCGCAGGAUGCUGGAUCAUUCUAUCGAGAGGAAACUAGGGCACAGAAGAUUCCUAACGACCAAGGACUUCCUCGAGGAUAACCGGAAUUACGAAGAAAUUCAAAGAGACGAUAGAAACUCGAGGAACUCGUCGCCAGAAGAAUUUAUUCUUGCAGACUCCGUGAUGGUUCUAGGGGUCCAGGAAGUGGAGGAUGAGUUCUGUGAAAAGAUCGAUAUUCCUAGGAUAUCAAUUCCCGACGAAGGACCUGCCGAGGGUGCUCUUUGCAAGAUAUGCAACAGCGCCAAACUUGGUCCUUUGAUCCUUCUGGAAUGUCAGGAGUGUCAGGAAGUCUAUCAUCCACUGUGUCAUCAACCACCAGUCCUAGAUAUUGAUGUCUAUGAUCCUAGACUGGUAUGGAGAUGCAAUAAAUGCGAGGAAACGUCAAAUUCAAACAAAUCCUAUAUGGAGAUAAAUAAUGCACCAGAGGAAACAGAUAAGCAGGACGAGCUAAAAGAUCAAAAAGUGAUUAAGGAAGUGACAAGGAAGAGAAUCUCCAAGGAUCCUCUUUGUUUUACAGCAAACAAAUUGAAAGCGGAUGAUUCUCAUGGCAAAGAACGGAGAUCACUUCGUCCUGUUAAGGAUUCUACAAUAAAAUCACGUAAAAGACAUUCCUCGAUCCUUCAGAAGUCCUCAUCGACUUUUCAAGGUGUAAGCAGUCAACUGCGAAAGCGGCCGAUCGUAAACGUCAAAGUUCUCCUUCGUCUUUCGUCGCACAACAUUAAUACUCCACAUUGAAAAGUUUUUCCCUACUUUUCUUCGUCAACUCCACCAAAUCCAUUUCGAAGGACUGCUCUUUGGAAACUAUGAAAAAAAGAUAUGUUCGAAAACUAUCCAGAUACAUCCAGCACUAUAAUUUAUUUCGUUGGUCAACACUUUGACCGGAUUAAAAUGAUAAUUUGUCGCCUAUUCGUGGCUACCAGCAGCUAUUGCGGUCAAGCGAGUUCAAUUGCUUUAGCAACGAGUCACUACGAAACGGACUGGCAUCCAUCACUCUCAUUCUAAUUGAUCAUUAACAUACAGUCCUGUAGAAAAUCACGUAGGUUACGAUAAUCUUCAGGAGAACUUCAUCAGCAGUGUAAACGCGAUUACAACGUAUUAAUUUUCUUUUUCACAUAUUUCCUCGUUUCAAUGCCAACGCGAUUACUCGAUGUUAUCAUUUCUUCUAUCCUUGUCUCGUGUAUCGCCGAGUGCGCAGUUUUGAUUAUAUUUUUAUUCCCGUAACAAGUAUUUCUUUGUGCAUUUUAAAUUCUUGCCUGUUCAGCUCGCGUAGUCCCGUUUAUGCACGAGAAUGAACAAUUUUUCUUAUUACGCGACUGCCAUACUUUUUCUUUUGAUGAAUCAGAAGCACUAAUCAUCCUUAUCUAUCAAGCCUAAAUUUAGAUAAGACGACUGGAGUCUCUUAAUGUCGUGCGUGUACAUAAUCAACUAUAAACACAUGACGUGAACGUACACGUAAUUUUCUAAAUACAAUCGUUUCCUCCAUACCCGUGCCAUUUCAAUGGCAAAACAGGAUAAACGUAAGAAUUGUCCUAGUUGUCAAAACCAAACAGUGGGAGUCCAUUACAAACGUUGUCUCAAGUGCGACCCAGGCGAAAGAAUAUCCAAGUAACACGAAACGGAGGGAAAAGAAGUAAGAAAACAAAGAGGAAAGUUGCCUUAGAAAACAAAAGUAUUAUUUCAAAAUUGCCAAUCCGCUCGACUGAUCUCUCAAUAUUUUACACCGUGCGUUAUUCGUAUCCGUAGAAAAAAAAAAAAAAAAAAAAAAAAAAAAAAAAAAA